AUGACUGUGAAGAUCGGUCUGAGGUCGCGGUAUCUGACCCCUGUGACCUUCCCCUCCUCUCCGUCCCACGUGUACCGGGAGCUGAGGCAGCAGCUGGAGGCGUGUGAGGCUCCGCCCCCUGUUCUGGAGGAUCGACCCCGCCGGACCGCCGCGGCCCUUAAAGCCGCAACGCGCUCUCGGGUUUCCUCCCUGCCUCCCGAGAGCCGACACGCGACCCGACCCGACACGCGACCCGACACGCAACCCGACACCCGAUACCCGACCCGACACCCGACCCGACACCCGACCCGACCCGAGACCCGACACGCGACCCGACCCGACACCCGACCCGACCCGACACCCGACCCGACACCCGACCCGACACCUGACCCGACACCCGAUACCCGACCCGAAACCCGACCCAACCGGACACCCGACCCGACACCCGACCCGACACCCGACCCGACCCGACACCCGACACGUGACCUGACACGCGAGCCGACACGCGACCCGACCCGACCCGACAUGCGACCCGACACCCGACAUGCGACCCGACACGCAACCCGACACCCGAUACCCGACCCGACACCCGACCCGACACCCGACCCAACCCGACCCGACACCCGAUACCCGACCCGACACCCGACCCGACCCGACACCCGACCCGACACCCGACCCAACCCGACACCCGACCCGACGCCCGAUACCCGACCCGACACCCGAUCCGACCCGACACCUGACCCGACACCCGAUACCCGACACCCGACCCGACGCCCGACACCCGACCCGACACCCGAUCCGACCCGACACCUGACCCGACACCCGAUACCCGACACCCGACCCGACGCCCGACACCCGACCCGACACCCGAUCCGACCCGACACCUGA
This is a messenger RNA of Pseudoliparis swirei, 867 nucleotides long. RefSeq lists its product as uncharacterized. The record is from RefSeq and is a predicted model, not a curated record. Lineage: Eukaryota; Metazoa; Chordata; Actinopteri; Perciformes; Liparidae. The coding region runs from base 1 to 867 and encodes 288 amino acids. The transcript is spliced from 2 exons.